CAAAAGAAGCCGCGGAGCUAACCAAAGGCUGCACGGUUCUGUGCCACUCUUCCAGGUGCAUGGCUCUGCCCGGCUGCAAUUGACCAACGCUGCUAUCAGAGAGGGUAGGGUAGUCAUUUGGGUGAGAAGCCAAAGAAGGGAGUGCACAUCUGGAGUGAUCCUACUGACUCUAGUGAAAUUACACCAGUGCAACUGAUUCCCAUCUGAACUUGUCCUAAGGAGUCACCUUCCAAAUGAAGGAGGUUCUAUCGCAGAAAAUAUAAAACUCAGCCAACUGCCCAUCUAAACCUUUCCCAAGGAGUCAUCAGAACGGAAUUCACACAGCAUGUCUGUGGUAUCCUAUUCGCAUUUGACUGUGUCCCAGGAAACGUCCAGCCCUGGAGCCAUUUCCAAGGCUAGGACAUUUUCUCGGCAAACAGUGCCAACCUCUGGGGUUCCCUCUACCAACUCUGGAGUGGAAACAAAGUCUUCACUUUCAGAUAAUGAGGAGUUUCAGCUGAGGAAAAACCCAUUUAAAAUCCCUUCGGAUAUGGAUAUCUUCUUACUGAGAGACAAGGAAAGAGAAAGGGCUAAGGCGGAACGUGAGCGAAAGAAGACCCUGAAAGUCCAUGAGAAGAUGACCUAUUCCACUAUGAUGAAUGCGAAGAAGUCGGGGUUCAAGAAGGAGCUCCAGAAGGAGGAGGAAGCAGAGGACAGAGAACUGUCAGCAGAAGCAAAGCGACUGAAAGCUCUCCAAGAAAGUAUCUCUUGGAAGAUAGCGGUCACCAAAGACCAGCAAGUGGAAAAAGAGAUGCUCCAUGAAUACAUAGACAAGAAGCGACAGAUGUUUCUGCUGCAGUACGCUGUGGCAAUAAAGAGAGAUGAAAUUCAGAAGCUGGAAAAUUUAGCAGCAGAAGAGGAAGCAAAACUGGAAAAGGCUGAACAGUACCUGGAGAAGGACGCCGCCAUGUUUGAUGAGUUCCUGAAGGAGAAUGAUAAAAACUCUGCUCAGGCGCUGAAAACUGCUGAAAAAGAAACCAAAGCAAAGAUAGAGAAAAUAAUCGAGAUCCGGGAGCUUACUGCACAAAUGAUGAGCAUUCAAAGUGAGAUAUCCAGGUUUGAAGACACUUUGAAGGAGUACAAGAUGUACAAGAACUUCCUCUACCAGCUCUCUCCAAAAGAGUGGCGGGAAGAGCAUGAAAAAAAGCAGAUGAAGACAAAGGCGAUGAAAAUGUCCUCUGAAGUGAAAGAAGAAAAAAUCUCCCAUUCUCCUAUCACACCCAAGGGCCAGGAUCCAACACCCCGGACCAGAUGUGGCAAGUUGCCUUAUCUCGGCUAUACAGGAUGUCAGACUGUUGAUUUCUCUUCAGGAGGGCCUGAUAUGAGGUCCCCAAGCCAAAUCAUGCAGAGAAGGGAAUCCCUCAGGCCAAGCAAAAGCCCUUCAAAGCAAAACUUUAAAUUCCAGCCGACAAGACGUCAGAGCAUUGCAGCCCUAGCAAUGGAGGAGAAGGAGAGUACAAUCUUCUCUGAAAAUGAGGAUGAGGAUGAGGAGCCGGAGUUAUAUUUUACUGAUCCCCAGCAACUGCUGCAUAUUUUCACUGAGCUGGAAGAACAGAACCUGUCCCUAAUCCAGAAUUCCCAGGAGACUGAGGAAACCUUGGAUGAGCUCCGGCAUACUCUCACCACUACGCGAAGUAAAAUGGACCGUGAGAUAAAACAGCUGAAGCAGCUUGCAACCACGCUCAAAGCCUCCAUCAUCAAAGAAGAGGAGACAGCAGCAGACCUGGAAUUGAAGGCACGAGUCUUUUCCUUUGGAGAGUACAAAGCAGAUGUGCAGGACAAAAUGUUGGUGAGUCUGAACAAAAAGGUGAUGGAGGUCUAUCGACGUUGCAUUGGAGAAAAUGAAGCCAACCUGGGAACCCUGCAGAUGCUAACAGUCAUAGAACACCAACUAGAUGACUUAUUGGAGUGUCUGGAGAGAGUCCCGCAAGCAAAGAUAGAGCAGGCGGAGAAAGCCAAAGAAAAAGAACGCAGGAUGAGGAUGAGGGACGAAAAAGUAAGACAACAGAGGCAGUUGCAGGAGGAGAGGUUGCAACGGGCACUGGCAAGAGCACAAGCGGAUAUAAAGAAAAAGACUGGCAGAAAGCUGAUGUUCCGCUCCGAGCCAGUGCCUAUCAAAGAGAAAGAAGAUGAAGAUCAAGGACUGAUUGAUCAAGAGAAGGAAGAAGCUCUCUAUUACUUUACUUAAGACCCCAAAUAAGGCUGUAAAUUAAGGACAGCACCAAUGAGAUACAAAGGCAUUGUACCAACCUGACCGGGGAAUGUUUUAGUUUGGGGUUCUUAGAAUUAUAUACAAUUUUUGCAAUGAAUUAAACAAAAUUUCCCAUUUUCUCUUGCUAACUCUUGCUCCCCAGGAGAGUAGUUAGUUUCAGUGGAGCCUGUUGUGCGAGUCAAGAGCUAUUUUGGCAUUGCUUUAAAUCACUGUUUACUUAGAAAAAUAAACGGAACUCUCUCCCCCAUUUUGCCUCUAGGCCAGUUGUCAGCAACUGGGUUCUUCACAGAAUUGAAGUCAGUCGUAAGAUCCCUGGAAUCUUAGGAAAUCACGUUCAUUACACAGGUGGAUGACAUCUUUAGUUACAGCAAGAUAAAGCUAGGUUCCAAACAGAUGUUUGUCACAAACCCCAAGCCUACGCAAAAGGAAACACCCUUCUAGGAGUUGGAGUUUCAGUACAGGCUCCACCCUGGCUAUUGAACAUACAAGAUUCAAGAUGAAAGCACAAGCACUGCAGAUGAAAAGCUGUUCAGCAUCAGUUUUAAAGCCAAUAGCAUAUACCUUUGCAUCAACAAAAAGAUUACUCACAUCAAGAACAAACCCAAUGCCAAAGUGACAAAAAAAAAAAAAACUUUAUUAAUCCUUUUGCACCAGCAGUUCUUCAGAUGUCCAUUGCCAGCAAUGGACUUCAAGCCGAUUAACCCGAGUCUCGGCCCCAAGCAGUUAGCAAUUUACAUUCAUAUACAAAGCCAAGUGAGGUACAUUUUCAGAAGUAGAAACAGAUGGAGUUUUAAGUCCCAUAAAAAGAAAUUAUGUUUCUUUGCCAUUUUCUUAAGAACAACUGGUAUGGUUCCAUGAGGAUCAGAGGAGUUUGGCAUUCAGGGUGAUAGCUUCCAGGGACAGCAUCAGCGACUGCUCUAAAGCAAGACCCAGUAGUCUGUUCAACAGGGCUGUGCUCCUGCAGAUGACUCAUAAGCCCCUUUAACCUUUCCACAUUGGACUCCAUGAUCAAACAAAACAGCAGUCCCUACAACAAGUGGGUGAAAUCUCCUCACUGACUUACUCUGGCUUGGAGACCUCACUUGAGGCAGGCUAGAGAUCCCUUGGGCAUGAGCAUAGGAAUAUCCAAUGCUCAAAUUGUUUAGCCAUCACAGACAGAAAAACAUUAGUUCAACCAGAGGAUAAAAUACUGCCUGCAAAUCAGAGAGUUUUAAGUGAAAAUAGCCUGUAUGCUUCUUUCAAGUCUCAGAAACAAAAAAGUAUUUAUCCGGACAUAUACAUAGUUCAAAAGGCACAGGAAGUAAAAGCAUUUCUGAACAACCUCAGGUGAAUUCAACAACAGUAUAACUAAAUAAAUAAAUAUGUGCAAUAUUAGGAAGAUCGCAAUGUUCUUCUGCAUGACAUCUUAUUCUGUAAAAAAUAUAUACACAUACGUGCAUACAUACAACUCAUUGAGAAUAAAAAAAACACACACCCCUUUAUCAAAGUCCUAUACAUAAUUUUAUAGGCAUUCAAUACAACAGCAUAAACAUUUAAGUUACUACCUUAAAAUUUAAUAACCAAAAGGUGUUUUGUUUUUUCCACUGAGAAUUUACACAACCCUAUGCUUAUUCAGGCUUAUGCAAUUCAGUUAAGUACAGUACAUACAUCUAUUCUUCUAGAAACUGCAAUUUUUCAAAUGAGGCAAUCCUAGUUAACAAUACUUUUCCUUUUCCUCU
Dermochelys coriacea (leatherback sea turtle) is the source of this 3969-nucleotide messenger RNA. It is a transcript of the gene CFAP100, whose product is annotated as cilia and flagella associated protein 100. The record is from RefSeq and is a predicted model, not a curated record. Lineage: Eukaryota; Metazoa; Chordata; Testudines; Dermochelyidae. The transcript is spliced from 17 exons. The coding region runs from base 326 to 2227 and encodes 633 amino acids.